This is a messenger RNA of Botrytis porri, 3975 nucleotides long. RefSeq lists its product as uncharacterized. Gene Ontology annotation, cellular component: cytoplasm; nucleus. Gene Ontology annotation, molecular function: RNA endonuclease activity; RNA binding; sequence-specific DNA binding. The record is from RefSeq and is a predicted model, not a curated record. Bases 1 to 3975 code for a protein of 1324 amino acids. Lineage: Eukaryota; Fungi; Ascomycota; Leotiomycetes; Helotiales; Sclerotiniaceae. The transcript is spliced from 7 exons.
AUGCCAAGUAUUAAACGUCAACAUGAUGGUACUUCCAAGGAGAAGUCAGAGAGAAAGUUUGAAGGAUCGGAAGAAAAGACUGGAGCGCCGAUAAGUCCUUUCAUGCCAAUGUUUGAGGGGUUCAGAGCGGAAUUGGACGAACAUCAUGAUCGGAGAGAGAGGAUUAUUAAGGCGGGUAGAGAUAUCACGGCGGGGAGUAAAAAGAUAAUUUUUGCGUUGCAAAGAGUUCAAAAACUCCAUCAGUCUCUUCCUCAAAAGAUUGCCAAGGAAACCUCAGAGAGACUGGCUACGAUUAAUGAUCUCUUUGUCGGUAUAUCACCUGAUCUCACGGGCAUAAAUUCUUGGCGCUACCAACGACAGAUCUCAGGGGGUAUUCAAGAAUACAUGGAAGCUGUGUCCUUUUCCCACUACCUGACUGAACAAAAAUUAGUCCCUCUUGAUGCUGCUCAAGCUUCUUUGCCAGAAGCUGUGAAUCUUACAGGCGAUGACUAUGUUCUUGGAAUUUUUGAUCUCGUAGGCGAGAUGAUGAGAUUUGCCAUUACGAGAAUGGCGACAGAUGGAGAGUUGCCGGGCAAAGAGGAGAGGACGAUCCUGGCGGACUUGAGAGAUAUUAGAAUGAGAUUCGAAGAGCUGGAUACGACUAGGUGUGGAAAUGUGGGAUUGGGAAGGGAUGUGGAGAAGAAGAUGGAGGUUAUGAGGACUUGUGUGGAGAAGGUGGAAACGGCGGUCUAUGGUAUGAUUGUGAGGGGUAGAGAGAGGCCUAAAGGAUGGGUUAUGGAUAUGCCGGAUGAUAAUGAUCUUGCUGCCAUAAUGCAUAACAUUACAAUCGUUCCUACGCAGGAGACUCAUAUCUUCUAUCCGAUUGGAAACACACCAGCGGUCAAUCUUCUCGAAUACCAUGCUCCUAAAUCUGAUGGAGAGAUUACGGAUAUACUUCUUCUUGCCUGUGGAGAUCCUAGAAGUAUUUUAUAUUCGUUGUUCUGCGAAGACAAACCAGGUAAUGAGAAAUUUAAUUUUGUGUGUUGUGAUAUCGACCCAGCUAUUUUAGCUCGCAAUAUUAUUUUGUUCUCUCUCAUCAUCGAUAAUGCUGCAUCAUACGGCUCUCAAUCCCCACACGAUAGAGCAAGAAUUGGUGCAAUUUGGAAUCUGUUUUACCACUAUCAAAUUCCCAAAGAGGAUUUGAAGCUCUUACAGGACCAAGCUGAGAAACUCUUGUCACUCUCCAAAUCGCCAGAGACAUGGGCAGAAUCUCCCUAUUCUAGCACUAGUUUUGUUAGCUUGCAAACUCUUGAGGGAGUUCGAAAGAUCUGGGAGAAAUAUGCUAUCCAGAGAAGCCCAGAAGAGCAGCAAAAAUAUGAGGCACCUAGACGGCACACCCUCUCAGAGAUACGUCAGAAGUUCGCUCACGGUGGAGGAGCAUGUGUGACUUACUCUGCAGGGGUACACUGGUUUGCAGGCUUAAACUCAUGUUGGGAUGCACUCAAGGGCUAUUGGACAAAAGGGGUGGUUGCUGGAAACGCAGGUGAUGUCAAGGCUCUUGGCUUUGGUGGAAAGGGAGUUUUGAAUCCAAAUUUUAUGGUAUCAGCCAUGUCCGAGGAUUUCAUCGUUCCAUUCACCAGCGACCCUUUGUCGACAUAUCAUGUUCCACAGGUAUUCGACAAUCCCUUAAGCAAAAAGCAACGUAUGGAAGCCUUGGCAACAUCCGCAAAACAAGACUUUGCGGAAUGGUGCAAAGCCUUUGCAAAAUACGCGGCCGCAGGUUCUGUUUUGAUCAAUGCUUAUGUGGGAGAUGCAGUCACCUUUUCUUAUGAGCUAGCAUCUCGUGGCCGGUCAAGAGCCACAUCUGUUGUUACCCGUCUUUAUGCAGAUUCAUGGUCUGCAAAACCAAUGUUGUUGGAUGGUCCCGGUGCAUCACUUUUACCUCUUUCUUUCGAGGUCAUCGACACUUCCAAUAUUGUAGAUUACUAUGGGCAUCUCAAUAUCCUACCCUCUACAGUGCCCCUUCUAUCUAGAACUUUCAGCUCUGUUCUAUACACUGAAAGCUUGCGGAUCUCUUCUCUUGAUUUAAAGCAAAACUUGAAGGCUGCACUUUUGAUGGAUGUCAAUUUAGCUUCGUUGUUGUUUGGGCUGACACCGUCCGGCCAAAUCAUGGGCUAUACUACAUACAACAAUUAUAGCGAGGACAUUACUCAACAGACUUCUUCCCACCGCUAUCGAACACGUCUACCCUGGCGAUUUCCAUCAUUUGGAGACCAUCACUGUUGUUCCACAUCGAGUCAGCCUAUCAAAAUCGAAGUUGAUGCAGAUGAACUCUCUCAAUUAUGCUUCGAUACAUACAUGAAGAUGUUCUCGAUUGAAAACCUUAAAAACCGCAUCGCACCAGGAGUCCGACCUUUACGCAGUGAAGCGAUGAAUUGUUAUUCACGAUUAAGUUUUGUCAAUAUCCUGCAUCUUAUUAAGCAAAAUACCACAACUAAUUGGAUAUCCUUCUGCACAAGUCUACAGAAGAAAAUCGCAGCUGAUACAGUCUCUCAUAUCGGGGCUAAAACAGUCUUGCCCAAUACCAAUGAAGAAGAUCUUUUCUUUUCCAUGGACUGUUUCUUUGGAACUCUCAAACCACAAACAGACCCUGAAUUGUGUGGAGAGUUCAUCGAAGAUCCACAAGGCUGGGCUGGUGAUUCCGAUUUGAUCAUUACGUUCCCCGUACCUGCUCACAUAGUGAAAGGGAAAAAAUGGAAUAUUGGGCUAUGCGUUACCAUUGAUAUGAACGGGUCAGGGUACAUAAUGGAUUUGGGACCAGAGAUGGUAGUCUCUUCGGUGUCCGGGAAGAACAAAAAACGAGUGACUAUUUCCAAGGUGCCCCCUGGAAUUCCUAAGUCCCGUUUACAACCCGCUCCAGAGAUUGCCUCUGAGCAACAUUCAGUUGAACAAGCCGACAACUCCGAGAGCGGAAUCACUAUAGCGGCUACAAACCUUAAUAAGUCCGCUGCACUACAGGCAACUUACCGUUUCGUAGACGGAACUGAGGAAACCAAGGCACUGCAAAAAGCUGCCCUUGUUACACUUUCGGAUAUUACUCCAUGCUCUAUACUCCUAAAUAUUGGGGAAUUUAGCCACCGACUCAUCUUUCCAUACCCGAUAGAUGGAUCCAAAGCGACAACGAAGAUUGCUAGAAAGAGUCUUUGGAUUCAAGUCAACGUCCCUCUCGCACCAACUCUGAAAUCUGGCGGUUAUGACCAUAAUCCCUUCCCAGUGAUCACUUCUCCAUAUAAUCAGCCGGCAAUUUGGGCUCUCCCUCGAAUCAAUCUCUCUACUCUUCCAUGGGUAAAUAGUAGCAAUCCAGAUUGGUUGGAGGAUGUAGACGAUCAAGUUUAUAGCGGUCGUGAAAAACACAUGCUUCGCAACAAGGAUGAGUCAACCAAUGAUUUUCCAGGCGCUCUUCUCCAGUUAAAAAGUACGCUGGCUGAAAUAAUGGUACACAUGGAUAAGACUAAGCUAUGUGGCGUCUUCGUCAAAGGGGCCACUAUGAGCGAAAAUGUUGGCGAUUUGCUGUUAGUCUCGAAUGGGCUUCGCCAUAGCCGCGAAACAAGCUCACUGGUGUUUGACGGCUGGGUUAUUUCCGAUGUUCUCGGUCUAAGACCUUCCCCUCCCGCACUAUUGCAAUUGAUAAGCUAUACAGUUACUCGUAACGAGCACAUUUUGUGGAAGAAAAUUAUACCUGCAGCGGUAGAGUCAUGCCGACGGGGUUGGGAACAUGAUUUAUCCUGCGCGUAUCGAGAUACUCAAGCCCCUCUUUCUAUCGAGCCUUAUGUAUCCCCGAUCUGUAAGUGUGGUGAAGGAAAAGAUGUCGAGGAUUUCCCACAAGACUCGAUGAUUCAACCGUUUAUAACGAGAGCUACGAGGAUCGCAUUGCCGUUAUUGUCGGCAGUCUCUUAUGUGGAAGCCAUGGAUCCACCAGAGCUCUCAUGUUCUUAG